This is a messenger RNA of Aspergillus lentulus, 1518 nucleotides long. The record is from RefSeq and is a predicted model, not a curated record. NCBI's taxonomy places the organism in Eukaryota, Fungi, Ascomycota, Eurotiomycetes, Eurotiales, Aspergillaceae.
AUGUCUGGAAAUAAUAGUCGACCGUCAAGUAAAGAUGGCCCCAAGAAAAACAUCUGGUCGUCCAUGCUGGACAGUGUCGCAAAUGGAAAGCGCUUGCCUGAGAAGAAUCUUUUGAUAUUAGGAGGAACACCCGAAUCACAGAGGGAGUUUAUAGAGACACUAUCCGUGGACGCUUCGGAUCCUACUUUGAUCAGCGAGAAGCGUAGGGGAAGGUUGCCGCCAGUCGCCAAUCAAUUUGCAUUAGGAUACACAUAUCAUGACGUCCUGGAUGCCGACCAGGAAGAUACCUUGGCUCGGGUCUCUGCAUAUCUACUUUCCGAACCGUCCUUGUCCUUUGCACCGCUCCUCAAGCCACUCUUAACUCCUCAAUCAGUCCCAGAAACUUUAGUCGUAAUCCUACUCGACUGGUCGGACCCCUGGACAUGGGUUCGGAGAUUGCGGGAAUGGGUUCGUUUGUUGCGACAUGUUCUCAUCUCCCUUGACGAUGAGACAAAGAUUGUAAUGGAAGAGAUCAUGACCGAAUGGAAGGACCGAAAAAGGGGCAUGGAUUCCGGAGCGCAAGGAUUGGCCAGCUCCGGAGGACCAGUGACGAUACCGCUCGGCCCUGGUGAAUGGGAUGAGGGGCUUGGGAUCCCCAUGUGUGUGGUUUGUCAAGGAGCGGAUAAGAUCGAGAAACUGGAGAAGGAUCACGGAUGGCGUGAAGAGGAGUUUGACUUCAUCCUUCAGUUUAUGAGGACCAUUCUUCUGAAACAUGGCGCAUCGUUAAUAUAUACCACCCCGUUCCUCGCAAACUCCCUUCAGAGCUUGAUACACUCGUCCCUUGGGAUACAUUCGUUGCUGAAGCGACAAUCGCUUAAGCACAAUGUGAUUGAUAGAGACAAGAUUUUGGUGCCUCCGAAUUGGGAUUCAUGGGGCAAGAUUCGAAUCAUCAGAGAGGGUUUUGAUAUGGAAGGUGUAUCAACUGCUUGGUCAAUUGAAAUCCAGGACCCUCCCGAGCCACUCACUGGAACAGUCGAUCAACCUCAGGACGACAGCGCAAUGGGAGCCGAAGACGGGACCAGCGCUGUGACAAUAUUCGAACAAACGAUCACAGAUCCGAAGCGCAAUACCGCGAUGGCGCAUGCCGGAAGCCAAAAUAGCGCGAAUAAGAUUGAAGUGGAGACGCUGGACAUGCAGAGCUUCCUUGCCAAACAAUUAGAUGUCUUGGAGCAGCUGAAGCAGGAAGAUGAGAAGGAUCGUGCCACGAAACAAGUGCCUCAACUUGAAAUGUCGCCUUUGGAAGAUAACGGUCGGGUUAACGAGCACAUUGGGCCGGUGCAAUUCAACAUGGGAGGUAUCCAGGUCGACGCUGACGACAUGCUGCGGAAACUCAAAGAGAGAGAGGCUAGCCGAGUCCAGAGAAAAGAGGUUGUUUCGUCACCGGGGGACGAAAAGGCACACAAUCAAGCGCUGGCGAAUUUCUUUGCAGGCUUGGUCAAGAAACCUGGAACGAGUCCGCGCGGAAGUCCGUCGGCUUGA